This is a messenger RNA of Myxozyma melibiosi, 1970 nucleotides long. RefSeq names its product RNA polymerase III RPC4-domain-containing protein. Gene Ontology annotation, molecular function: DNA binding. Gene Ontology annotation, cellular component: RNA polymerase III complex. Gene Ontology annotation, biological process: tRNA transcription by RNA polymerase III. NCBI's taxonomy places the organism in Eukaryota, Fungi, Ascomycota, Lipomycetes, Lipomycetales, Lipomycetaceae. The record is from RefSeq and is a predicted model, not a curated record. The transcript has a single exon. Bases 178 to 1551 code for a protein of 457 amino acids.
CUCCAGCUCAUCUAAACCUUUUUUUCAUUCAUCCCAGAUUUUUUUUAAAUAUCCAGCUUUCUUGUCACCUAUUUUCCGGAUCUAAAGGCGCGCUUUCACAAGAACUAGACCGGCUACGUCGAGAAUCUCAAGGUCUAAUAAACCAAGAAGAAAGAAGGGGAAGAACACAGAUUCAAAAUGCCGCCAAAAAGAAAUCUGCCACCGCCAAAACCGCCGACUACCGGGCGUCGCGCGAUUCCUCAAGACCAAACACAGCAAUCAACACCCGCGGCUCCAUCAGCUACAACAACAACAACAGCAGCAACACCAGCACCGUCAUCAGUUGGAUCUUCAUUCCCCGCGCUAUCAGCGCUGCCGCCGUCGCGGCUUGAUUCGCUCUCUCGACCACGCGCGCUGUCGGCAUCUCCUGGAUCGUCUGGGUCGCCAGGCGGCAGCAGCUCGCUCGGGCUGAAGUUCAAGCCGAAGCUGGUUGCGCGCAGACCGAAAGAAGAGCGCGAGGCCGCAGCUCCGACGGUGGCGCCGCCUAUUCUCCCUGUCGAGCCGUCGUCGCGCGGACGUGGACGGGGCGGCCGCGGUGGGUUUGGAGGCCGAGGGGGCCGCGGCGGCGGAGCGGGACGGGGGAAGAUGGAGCCGGUGGCUAGUAUUGCGUCUGGGCCGUUUGCGGACCCGGUGUUUGGCGAUCCGAGAGCGAGUCGGGCGGCUGCGUUUGAGAGGCGUGCGCCGGCGGAGUAUGGAGGAGCGUCGGGGUCGGGGUCGAGCGAGCGGUCGAUUGGGUUGAUUGCUGCGCUUGCGGCGAAAGAGCGCAAGGGUACGCCUGAGGCAAAUGCGGGGCAUGCUGGCGCGGGAUCAGGCACUGGAGGAUCAGCAGCAGCCCAGGCUGAUGACUACGAGAGCGACGACGAGGCGGUGAGACAGGGUUUCGAGCGGAUCAAUAUCGCGAAAGUCGGCAAGCUGACGGACGACGACGCGCAAGGCUACGCGCGGUACUUUCCUAUCCGCGAGGACUCUGGCGGCGCGAACGCAGAGGACGAGUACGCGAACGACGAGCAGAUCGACGACGCGCUCGUGCAGGAGCGCGAGCAGAGCGAGUUUGUGGACGUGUUUGGCGAAUGGGAUCUCAGCCAACUCGAGCGAAAGUUGUAUUUUUUCCAAUUCGCGCCGGUGCUGCCGGUCGUCAGCGGCGUGAAAGCCGACGACGCGGUCAAGGACGAGCACGAACAAUCAGCUGAUUCUGCGACAUCAACAGGAGGAAAGGCAAAGGCGGCCAAGGCCAAGCCGGCUGCCGCCGCCAGUGGGAUCGGGGCGCAAGCUGCCGAGGGACAGGUCGGGAAGCUAGUGGUGCGCAAGUCAGGCAAGAUCAGUAUCGUGUACGGCGGGAUCGAGAUGGAUAUCGCGAAAGGCGCUCGGACGCAGUUCCUGCAGGAUGUCGUGGUUGUCGACGAUACGCCCGAGGCUGAACAGGCAACGUUAUUGGGUCAGAUAACCGGUAAGGUUGUGGUGACGCCUAGUAUCGAGAAACUUCUUGAAAGCGACGGGGAUGAGAGCGACUAGACUAAUUUUCUUUCUGGAUCUCUCGAUCAUGAGAUCUUUCGAAUCUUUUCCGCAUUUCCGAUGAUUCUUUUUUGUGCUUUUUAUCUUUCAAUGUUACUUGCAUCCGGAGUCUUUUGUUUAAGGGUCUUUUUGUUCUUUUUUGUAUAUUAUUAGAGAAUACAAGCAACAGAAAUCGAAUUCUGUGAUAGAAACACCACGCGUUUUUCGCAGACCGCCGCGAGUACUUACGCACACGUACUCGAGCAGGACAGUAAUCAAUCAAACACGAGGAAUUAUAUACGUCCCGAGUAUAAAUAAAGAGCAGGCUUGCUGAAUAUUAAAGAAAUCGUACAGUCAGGUUUCAGUUUAUGUUGAAGAGGAUUGCUGCUGUGUUAUUUAGCAAUAUGGAUGUAAUUGCCCCGUUCAGGAUGUUUGGUUUU